UACCUCCCACCUCUGCAGUUUUCAAUUUGUAUCAGCUCACAAUUUCUUUGUUCACUGAUACAUUGAUGUUAAAUUGUUUAUAGAAGCUGUGUAAAUAGCUUGUUCAAUUGCUUAUGGCUCUUGACUACUUACAUGUGAAUCAUAUUCUUCAUCGAGAUGUUAAGGUAAGUUGCAUCUAUCUGUAUACUAGAGGAUUUAUGAAUUAUCCUUCUGAAAUUUCUGAAAUUGCAUGUUACUGACAGUCUUGUUCUUGCGGUGUUCAAAUAUAUUCUUGGCAAAAGACCAAGACAUACGUCUUGGUGAUUUUGGACUUGCUAAGAUGUUGCCAUCAGAUGAUCUUGCAUCCUCUGUUGUAGGAACUCCAAGUUAUAUGUGCCCUGAGCUUCUUGCUGACAUACCUUAUGGCUCUAAGUCAGACAUUUGGUCCUUGGGAUGUUGUAUAUACGAAAUGACUUCUCAUAAGCCUGCAUUUAAAGCAUUUGUAAGUUUCAAGAACUCUGUUUCUAACAGAAUUAUGUGGUAACGCUUUCUUGUGAGUGUCCUGUGGUAAAUGUUCUGUUAGUUGGUACUGAAUAUAGUUGAAACUGACCAUGGAUAUGGCUAUAUGGAUAUGGCUAUUUUGCUAUGUAACUUUGUGAACAAUACAUGUGAUAGGGUCAUAUAAAAACAUGAUUCAUAAUUUUAAAUGCAAUAUAUAUUGCAGUUUACAAAAUGGGGCUCAAGUAUUUUUGCCAUUUUGUGACACAAGAAGGCUCAUUUCUGUAUCAGAUUUUGGGAACUCUGUCUCUCUUGUUGGUUA
Molecule: messenger RNA, 799 nt
Organism: Camellia sinensis
Lineage: Eukaryota; Viridiplantae; Streptophyta; Magnoliopsida; Ericales; Theaceae
Source: RefSeq, a predicted model, not a curated record